AUGUCUGGAAAGGCAAAAGGCGACUCAAGGAAACCCAAAGCCGACAGGUUAGCAGAACAAGCUGAAAGCCGUAUUCUUACCUCUUUCAGACAAGCGUCAGGAGCCAGCCCGCAACCGAGUCCUACUUACAGAGCACAGUUUAUGGUGUUUACAAGAUUCCAGCAGUUGGGGCACGUUAAAAUCCCGACAAAGAUUGUAUCCACGGGCGCGGUGAUAUUUGCGCCAUUACAAGAGCUUGGGCUCCUUUGGAGAACAUUCGAUAUCUCCAAGAAGAGCCCGCGCUUCGUUCGAAAGGUCGAACGCAUCAGCAGCAAUCCCGGACAGUCCUGGAAGUUUGGGCAGGUCAAGCACAAAUCUUUGCAGGGCAUUCGUCAGCGUUGUGCAGACGUAUAA
Molecule: messenger RNA, 393 nt
Organism: Pyricularia oryzae 70-15
Lineage: Eukaryota; Fungi; Ascomycota; Sordariomycetes; Magnaporthales; Pyriculariaceae
Exons: 4
Coding region: 1-393 (130 amino acids)
Source: RefSeq, a predicted model, not a curated record